AGCUGUCACUUUGACGCAGUGCUAGUUUAGUACCCCAUCGAAAAACGAAGUGUUCUGUGAAUUCCAAAGCAUAAGACACACAAAAAUACAUAAGGAAUCAAGAAAAUACGACAUAAGUGACGAGAGAAGAGCAAAAAUGAAACGAUGGAAAAUAACGCAACAGCAGUUAGUUAAGAAAUUCUAAAGAAUUUCAAUCUACGCACGCAGUGAAUGUGUCGAAUUUGUGAUUAAUAAGUGAGAAAAUUUAGAGUUCUGGCCAGAGCGAGCUAGCGAGCGAGCAAGCAUUUAGAAGUGCCUAUAUAGGUAAUUCGGUGAAAACGAAGUCGACCAAAUAAGUAGCAGAGUAGCAAGUAGAAGAAGAAGCAGCAGCAGCAGCAGCACAGCGCACAACUAGAACAAGAGACUUAGUGAAGUGAAGUGAAACAAACAGGUUUGACAACAAAAGCGCAGACAUCAUCCAAUACGACCAAUGCGCGCAUGUGAAUUCUGAUGAAAUGAAUGUCUUUGCGGUUGCUGUGAACGAGAAAUGAUUAAAGCAAACACUUAUAAACACAUAUUAAGCAAAAAAAUUCGUGGAAGAUUAUGAAUAUAAGCAAAACAAUUGCGAAAAUACGAAUAAAAUCUAAACAACUACAACAAAACAAGUGAACACGUCACCGUGAAGCGCAGCAAAGUACGAGUAUAACAAUUUGUGAAUAACAACAAUAGUGUAAAAUACAGCAGCAUUAAAUAGUAAAAACUAAAACAAUAAUAAUAAUAAUCAACAGGCGAGUGAUCGAACAAGCAAGCAGUUUGAGUGUAAAAUAAUACAAAAACAAAAAUAGAAAAAAAUACUAAUAAAAUAUAACAGAAAACAAUCUUGUUUUAUCAGUCAUUACGCUCCGUACCGCGCCACAUUUGCGUCCUCGUACCGCGUGCCGCCAAAUACCGCAUUGAAACUCGGCAGUAGUACCAAGCCGCGCGCAUACACACACACACGCGCGCGCAAUCGAAGCGCCAUAACUAAUACCAACAGCGGACCCCACAACAACACAACGCGCUCCAGCGCUUCGCAUCUGAACGCCUUGCCGCGCACCGUUUCGUUGUCACCCAGUCGGCGUCGUGCCGUGUUGUCGCUUAACAUUUGAUUCUUAUAUUUAAUAAGUAUAUUAUUGCUUGCGCUUUGGUUUGUUUUAUUUCUUUGCUGUGUACUUGUGUUUGCGCGCACACACACACACACACACACGCGCGCUCACCGCAUUUUUUGCACGUUUUGCCUUUUGAACGCCGUUCGUGUCGCCAAGCGCGUUAGUGUAGAAAAAAGCGCGCGCGCCAAUUUGUGAAAACGCCGUUUGAAAAUUAAAGACGGAAAAGAAGGCGAGCACACAACGGAAUUUCAAUAUUUAACUACCAGCGCAACACAACAAACUUAUCGCAGCAACAGUUGUCAGCGCUGUAAAAAUAACACUUUUACGAAUAUUCAUAUUUUAAGUGUAGCAGUGCUCUUGAAGUCGCAAGCUUCCAUUACAACAGCGCAGACAAGUGGACCUAAUCUAGUAGAGGGAAGCGGCACACGACAGACGCACGCGUUUGUCCCAUAGCGGUAACGCCAACAACAACAGCAGCAGCUGCAGUAACAAUAUCCGCCGAGCUAACAUAGCCAAAAGAGCCAACAACGACGACGACGACGACAAAUCAGCAGUGAGCGAAGCAUUAAAAACAAUAACAACAACAUGGCAAAUCCGCGCAAAUUUAGUGAGAAAAUCGCAUUACAGAAGCAGCGCCAGCAAGAGGGCACCGCUGAGUUCGAGCGUAUUAUGAAAGAGGUUUACGCAACCAAAAUGGAUGAGACCCAAGCGAAUCAGAAGAUAUUGGAAUGCUGUUUGGUAAAUACUGACAUCGGCAGCAAUCACACCACCAAUGCCAGUUUGGUAAGCGCCGCCGGUAUAGGCGGAGGUGGCAGUGGUGGCGGAGGUGGAGGAGGCGGGGUAGUUAACACUGCGGAUGGCGGUGCUGCCGGCAAUAGUGGUGGCGCAGCAAAUGCCACCGGCAGUGGCAGCGGUGGGGCCUCACCGGACGGCACACACAAUACCAAUUCACGUGAGUCUCGAGGGCGCAGCGUUGGCGUCGGACCGAUGCGUCGUCCCUCCGAGCGCAAACAAGAUCGUUCGCCAUAUGGCAGCAGCGCUGCCGUCGCUACCGGCAUGAAUGCGGGCAUGAGCAACAACGCGUACCUUAGUCCGCCAAUGGAUAGCAGUUGGCGUCGCUCCAACUCGGACUCGGCUCUUCAUCAGACGCUGAAUAUGGCAGUGGCGGCAGAGGGUGGCUUCGGUCCAGGCGGUGGCAUGGGCGGUAUGGGAGAUAUGAGCGCGCUGCACGCCAAUUACCAGCAUCACAAUCAACGAUCUCAUUCGCCAAAUAUUGGCCGCAGCUUCAGUCCACAAGCACAAAGACGGAAAGGUCAGAUGCUGCAUCAUCAGCAACAGCAACAGCAGCAGCAACAACACUUACACCAUAGUCAGCAGCAACUACAUUUGCAGCAGCAACAUCAACAGUUGCAGCACAACUUUCAGCAGCAGCUGCAACAACAACAUAUGCAUCAGCAACAAGCACAACAGCAACAUGUCCAGCAGCACCAUGCGCAACAGCCAGCGAGUAGCGUUAGCCAACAGCAACAGCAACAUCCGCAACAAUUCAAUCCCAAGUAUACUAACUGCAAUAUGCCAAUAAAUAGUCUAUUCAAAUCGCUGCAAGAGCAAACACUGGCGCUCGCCAACACCGGUUCGUUGCCAGACCUAACGUCAUUGCAUUACUCGCCCGCACAACAACAACUACUGCAUCAGCAGCAACAGCAAACGCUAUCGCCUAUCCUGUCUCCGCACAACAAUGGACGCGAGCGCGAUCAGUCCUCGAGUCCCUUCAGUCCGACUGGUGGCAAUGGCGUAGGUGGUGGCCCACCGUCGCCAUACCAGCAGCAACAACACUCGCCUACGUCAGCCGCCAACACACCUACAGCAGCGCAAACGUCGCCGCAUUUAUCAUUCACAAAUCUCGCCGUUCAGUCGCCUACCGGCAACGGUUCCAAUACACAAAAUGCCGCACAAACCGGUACAUUCACCAACCUGCCUACACUGGGUGGCGCCAGUUCGACGGGCAAUCUUACCGAAUAUCGACAGCCAUUGAAUCCACCAAGUCCGGGCUCCUCACCUGGCUUGCUAACAUCCGUCUCGGGCAAUGAUGUGGUACACAUCAGCGCGCCAGCCAGUCCAAUUCGGCAUCCGCAGGCCGGCAUGAUCGGAUCCAGUAUGCAGCCCUACAAUGAGAAGAAUAUGCAGACCUUCGAUCGUUACUCACCUGCAUUAGCUGGAGGUGCGCCAGAAAACGCCGGCUUCAAUAGUCUCAACUCGUCGUUCCAUAAUCACUUUGAGCAGUUCACGCUAGGCGACAGUAAUUCCUCACCCGAGCAGCAGCAGCAGUUACAGCAACACUUUCAGCAACAGCGUCAACAACAACAACAGCAGCAGCAACAGAAUAGCUUUACCACAAUAGAUUUCGAAGAUUUUGUCAGUGGUGGCAAUGGAUCGCCUUAUUCGCAGUCCCUGACGCAGAGCAAACAAUUGGACUUUAGCGAUCUAACGGGUGUUUCAAGCUCUACGGCGACGACGACGACGCAAAGUAGUAGAGGUGGUAACACCAAUAAUGGCGGCAACACCAGCAAUAACAACAACACACACCAAGCGACACGCAUACUCUCACACCAAAUGCUGAAUAACAAUGGUGCCGGUGUGGGCAACAAUACCAACAGUAACCCAACAACAAAUGGUCCCUGUCGCAUCAGUAACAACAAUGUGAAUCUUACGCAAGCGAAUGAAGUGAACUCUUCACCGAUACCCUCACCGUUAGGCUGCCUGCCGUCACCGUCUUCACCGCUACCGAUUCCUAUAAAUGCGCAAUCGCCGCAUCACCAACACCAACAGUUAUCGCUAUCGUUGCAUUCACAUUCGGCCCAACCAUCACCGCAUCACUCUCCCCUGCAUUCGCCGCACCACGCCUCCCCAUUAUCAUCCUCCUCACCGGGCAUAACAACGCUGACGAGUGGAGUUUCGCCUGCGCAACAUAUGGGCGGUAAUGGCACAAAUAAUGCGUCGGCGCAUCACAACCAGCAUCAGCAAGCGUCACAACACCAUCAACAGUCGCAACACCAGCACCAGCACCAUCACCACCCUCACCAACAGCAUCACCAUCAUCAUCAACAGAAUCAUGCCAAUACACCGACCAACACCAAUAUACCGGCGAUCAUCUUCUCCGACUAUUCGUCGCAAGAGAUCUUCGAUACGCUCGAUUUGGAUUUGAGUCAAAUGGACCAGACUGCGCUAGAUCUGCUAGGGGAUCAGAACUCGAUCAUGAUUGCCGAUCCAACAAUCGAGGACAGUUUUCGUAAAGACCUUAACUGAUACUAUGAGGAGGCUGUUGCAGCUAUUGAGAGUGGCGUACUGCUCGACGAUACCUUCGAUCCGCUGGGGCCCAUAGUCGACGUCGCUGAUGUACUGGGCAAUCCGCUGGCGGAUACAACAAAGUGCAAAACAGAGGACGACACAACCGACACAGCUACAAAUACAGCAACACUAACAACAACAGCAACGGCAACAGCAACAGCGACCACCGUCGAAGACGCAAACAACACCCUACCCAUCACACUCAACCUCAGCGACCAAGACAAUGUCGAAGACGAGCUGAACAAUGUCGACGACAACAUAAGCAUCGGUCUCGGCAUCGGUAUCGGCUUGGGCAUUGACGGUGACGACGAUGGGAACAAUGGUGAUGUGGAAGACUUCUUCUUCUAAAUUGCGCUAAUUUAGACGACGGAGGUCAGGUGGUCAAUAAGCGGGGUCCGUCACGAAGGUGGCCAAAGGCACAGUGAAAAAACAACCGUUUACAGCGUCCGUCGAAUGGAAUGACGCCGACAGCGGUUAACGGGAAUGACGCACACAGUUAAACACAAAACACGCUCAAGCCGACAUACAAACAACCAUACAUACACAUACAUAUGUAGCGAGUGGUAUGUUUGUAUGCGUUGGAUCUGAAGUACACGCGCAAGCAACAGUGGUAGCAACAGCUUUUAAAUCUCUAAGCAGUAGUUAGGACUCUAAAUGAAAUAUACAAACGUAAAUACCUAAAAAUAUAUAUAUACGUAUAUAAAGAUAUACAUACAUGCAAAGAAAUGUGUUUACAUACAUUCAAAUGUACAUACAUACAUAUGUAAAAUAAAACAGUUUAAGUGGCUGCGGAGCAUUUGUUGAAGACAAAGCAAAGUGCAAAUUGAGUUGUAAGACAAAAUUGAGUUACAUAAUGCCAUUUGCCUUAGCCGGAGUGGGCGGUUUUUGAAGUUCAGGCUUUAGGAGUCGAGUCGGAGGCAGAAGCUUUCUGAUUGCGUGUUACACUUUUAACGCGCUUAAUGAGCUUUUAAGUUCACUUAACGGUUUUAUUGAAUUAUUCUUUUUUUUUUUGAAUUCCCUACCAGUGCUGUGGAUAUGAUAUAGGAGGCGUUGAUUGGUUCGCCAGUUGGUUAGAGUGUGUUAAAUUUACAUUUUAGUAUCUUAGUUAUUUCUUAUAAACAAAAAAAAAAAGGUAUACCGAAUCGUUUUAUACACCUCGAAGCUUUUGAACAGUACCACAAGAGACGGCCAGUUUGAUUUUCGUAUACCAUAAGGCAAUCACGCCCGUCACGUGACAUGUCAAAUAGAUCCAUUGUUAACUCAACGCUACUAUUAGCUGCUUAAUUUGAGAUUCUGGGUAAGAAAGGUGAUGGAAAGCUUUGAUUAAUUUCUUAAAUUCGAAUAAAUUUGAGCACUAUGUAGCGUCUUCUGGGCACCUAUUCUGUAUCUCGAUUCGAAAGUUAAUUCUAUUCGAAUUUCAUAUUCGACUCGAAUUGAUUUUGGCAUUCUGUAAAAAAAUCGGAUUUAGCUAUUGAAUAUUCGAAAGUUCUACCACCCUGUGCCAGAAUUUUUUAAUGCUAAAUGAAAAAAUAAAAUAGAGUAGUGUGGAAAUUAUUGACGAAAAGGAUUGCUUCUUAUCUAUAGUAUAAUAUGUUAUAAAACUCAUUAAAGUACCUAAAUUUUUCAAAACAUUUUCUUCCUACAACUCAUAAGCUAUCGAAUAUUUUAUACGAAACUCGAGUACAUUUGACAAUUAAAUUCGAACUACAUAAUUGCAAAUAUUCGUAAUUCGGAUUUGGAUUCGGAAAUGCGAAAAUAGAGUUACCGAAUACAAAAAAUUCGAAUUUGAGAAAAUUCAUUUUCGAAUCGAGAUAUAGAAUAGGGCCCCAGUUUUCAAAACAAAAGCAAAACUGUUUUUAUAGGAGCACAGUUAGUCUGUCAAGAUUAUGUUACAAUAGCCAAAAUGAAAUACAUUUAGGAAAACGAAUUCUUGCAUACAAAUAUAAAGAAGAUAAAUCUCUUCAAUGGAAAAGUUUCUUCCUCCUUAGAUGGUCUUAUUAUCUUACUUCUGAUUAGGUAUUCUUAUUGGGUAUAUAUUGUUUUAGUUAGUAUAAGGCUAAAACACAGUGAACUGCGGGACAGUUUAACAUAAUCGCGAGAGGACAAGCGUGCUCAAGAGAUGACAGCAUAAAUGCUACAUUCUCUCUUUUCUUUCAAACAGAAAAUAAUUAAGUUAACAGUUGAGACGCUAAAGAGACUAGAAAAUUCAAGAAAAAAUUCCUUAAAACUUAAAGCAACAACCAAAAUUGUUAAGUGUCUUCAAAUAAUUAGCCCAAUUAGUGCUCAACACCAAUAAAAAAUCCGCUUCACCACAAUUAUUACCAGUUUUUUGUUGUUGUUCCGUUGUAAGCAAACGUCAAUCAAAGCGGAAAUUGUCCAGCACACACGCGUCCUUGAAGGACCGCCAAACAGAAAUACACAUUUACAAGAAUUAAGUGGUAUUACUUAAGUAAAUAUGUAUGUGUGCGUUCGUGUGCUGUCGCUGCAGGAUGUUUCAAAUGCGUACGAGCACAACAAUUGACUGUCAUACGCGGCAAGCGGCAAGCGACAGGCGACCGGCAAGCAAGGAAGCGUCGCAACAUGAAAGAAACCGGAAACUCAAUUAGUCGUACAACUCAAUGCGACGGCUCACUCGUCCGGAUGCUACCGACAAGCUCCCUUAAGUGUAGUUUUUAUGUAAUAAAUAAUAAUAUUUCGUUCUAUGCCGAUUUACGUUUCCAUUUUACUUUUACCGACUGCAGGCGCCAUUGUGUAGGGAAUACAAAACAAAUACAUGACGCUUAUGGUGAUUAAUUUCCAUUUCAGACACACACAUACAGUUAUACAAUAAUAAUGCUUUGCACUUAUGAUUACAAGUAAUUGUCAUUUCGACAUUUAUCUUCUAGAUUUAAUUUCGUUGUGCGUUUGCAGCAUAUUUUUUCGGGGUUUUUGUUAUUUUUGCAAUGCCUAGUGCGUAAGCGUGUAGAAAUGUGACGCCUUUUUUUACUAGAAAUUCACUUAAAGUGUCAAAUUUGAAGUAUUUUCGAAUAUGCAAAAACAAAAUAUGAAUUUAAGUAAAUAUUGCACAAUAUUUUUGAAUGCAACAAUUGCUUACAAGUGUAGCGGUAAUUUAUUGCAUGAAUGCGUGAUUAAGCUGUAGCGAAAUAUAUAACUUUAACGGAGCAAUAAGUGAAAAGCAGAAAAUUCAAAAGUAAAUCAUAAUUAAAUCUAACCUCAAAAAAUGUUAAAAUAAGUGAAUGAAUUGAACUUCACAAGCAACAACCAUACAUAUACAGCAUACCCAAGUAAUAAAAAUGGAAUAAAUAAAUAUAUAUUGAUAUAUAUAGCGAAAAUCAGCAGAGUACAUACAUACAUAUAUACAAUAUUUACAAAGAAUAUCAUAUUAAAAACAAUUUGAAAAUCUCGCCGUUAGCAAAUUAUUACAAAAACAAAAAAAAAUAUAUACAGCACCUACAACAACAAUAACGUGUAAUAAAUAUUUAAGCUACGAUCUGUACUACAAACACACAUACAUACACAUAUAUAUAUAUUUGAAAUCCGUGCACACAACUAAUUGCAUAAUUACAAUAAUUCGAGUCAUUUAAUUAAAGCAUGUUUAUCUUGUGCCUCUCCACUACUAUGCUCCCCUCCGCGCUCAAUUAAUUAUACAAAUUUAAAGCAAAACUCAAAAAAAACAAAUGCAAAAAAACAAAAACAAAAAGUAAUUACAAUAAAAUAAUAGUAAAAUAACUGUGACUUGCAGUUUAGCGCCAAAGCUUUUCGUUUCAAUUAUACUUACUUAGAAAAAUAUUUUUAAAAAAUAUUAAAAAAAAAUUAGAAAAAUAAAAAAAAUAAAUAAAAACGUACAGUGUUUAUGUAUAGAGCAAAAGACGUUAAACUUCGUACCCAAAUCGCGCAAAUAUACACCACAUACUGGCAGCGUUGUAUAAAUACACACACACACAUGCAUAUUUAAAUAUUAAAUAUUUGUUAAAAAAAUAUAGUCUAACAUGUCGUUGCAAGCAAAUGGAAUAAUUACUUUUUGCAAUAAUUGUUCGUACUCUACAACUCCGCACUCCCGUAAGUGUUAAGUCAGCAAAACUUCUUAAGCCACACAGCGUGUAUUCACUUAAAUAACUGUCAGUGGUUUUUGUUGCAAUUUUCGAAUUAUUUUUUUUUUCGUUUUUUGUUCUUCUCUAAACUUGUUCAUAUACUUAAUACAGUGUAAUAGAUUUAACACUUUUUAUUUUUAAAUAAAUUAGAAAAUGUAAUUUUUAAGCAUAUUUGACUACUUUACUAAAGUUUGAACAACAUUUGAUAGAGGAAAAUAUUUUUGAAAUAUUUUAAUAUUAUUUUUUUUUAUGAAAUCAUUUUGAAAUAUUUAAUAUUUUUUUCUAACAUUUUUUUUUAUAAAAAAUUAAUUUUUAUAGAUAUUUUUUAAUUUUAUAUAUUUUUUCAUAAAAAAAAAAUAUAAAAAUAAACUUUUAUGAGCACGUUUAAAUUAUAGUGCAGUUUUAAGUGAUUUUAUUAAGCGCCUUACUACUUGAAAGUUCUUAAAUUAUAAUUCUUAUUGACACUUGUUCCAAAUCUUAUGCAAUCCAGAGCUUUCACUACUGUCCUGUCUUAUACUAGGUGAAUAUAAAACAGCUGUAGACAAUUACAGUUACUUUCGUAUUACAUUAACAAUACCAGCUGUCUAACAGUUUUAACGCAAAGCUUUUAUGAAAGCUUAAGCUGAGCUUUCACAUAAAUUUUGAUUUUGGAUUUUUGAAAAUAAAAAUAUUUAAUUUUUUUUCUAAAGAAACAUCAAGCUUUUUUUACUAAACAAUAAAAAAAAAUCUAAGUAAGUUUUAGAAAAAAAAAAAUUAAAAACUAAAAUUUGAAAAACAGGUUUAUUGAAAAAUAUGUUUUUUUGGAAUUGUUGAAAAAAAAAAUAUUAUUGAGUGUUUUUGAAUUUUUUUUUCUAAAGCAUAACAUACCAGCUUUUUUACUAAACAAUAAAAAAAAUCUAAAAAAGUUUUACCAAACAAAAUUUUAAAAACACGUUUAUUGAAAAAUAUUUUUUUUGGAAUUGUUGAAAAAAAAGAUAUUUUGAGUGUUCCAGGCGUAGAAACUAUUCGGAUUUCGAGUUUACAUAUUUUUUUGUGAUUUUUCGAAAUUAAAAAAAAAAUUAUUUUAUGAAUUAAAAAAAAUAUAUAUUUUGAGUGCUCUAGUCGUAUGAAGUAAAUAAUAAAAAAAAAAAAGUUUCUUUAAAAAUAAUUAAAACAAAAAAUGUAUAUUAUAUUUCUUUAAACUAGUCCAAAAACCAGUUAUCAGCUUAUAAAUAUGAGCUUUAUAAUUUUGUUUAUCGGCCAGAAAUACUUUAUUAUGGCCAAUGUGCCUUUCAAUUUAAAAUUAUUUUUUAAUUAAUAAAAUUUUUUUUAAUUUUAAUUUCUUAAUUAAUUACUUUACUGCUGGCAAAUGUUGUUCAAACCUUAGCUUGCACUCGAUUUCGAUAAGUAAAAUUUAAGCAAAUAAAUAUUUAAAAAUUAAAUAAAAAUUAAGAAAAAGUAAAAAAUAAAAAUUCUUAAAAUUAAACAAAAAGCCUGAAGUUAAUUUAUUACUAAUUAAUAUAUACAUAUACACAUUAUUAUAAUUAUAUAAUUGUAUAAAUGGAUAUAAGCGACUUUUAAAUUUUUUUAUUAAUUAUACAAACGAAGCAUGAAAAGAACGAGUUGAAACCCUAAAUCAAUUGAUGUACCUAGCAUUAAAUUUUAAAACUUAAAAAAAUAUAUAUAUACAUAUAAUAAUAUAAAUUUUGACUCACAAAAAGAUUUAAAUAUGUUUAAUGUAAUGUAAAAUGGUGGAUUAGUAAUAAAAACAACAACAAACCAAAUGAACAUAACUUGGGUAUGCGCAUAAGUUGCUAAAGUAAUUGUUGCUAAUAAAAAUUAUAAUAAAAAUUAAACAGUUAUGUGAGUGUAAAUGUUAAAUGGAAACUGAUCUGUUAGAUAAAUAAAUGAGGAAUACAAAGAGCCAACGCUGAAUAUAUUUACAUAUGUCGAUGGGGAAUGCAUAUAGAUUUGUGAAAGCAAAAUAUGUGCGUAUGUAUAUAAUAUAUGAUAUAUAUACAUGUAUAUAUAUAUGUAAUAAAUUUAUAAAAUUUAAAAUUAAAAUUACAAAAAAAAACUGAACUCUUUAAGAAGCAAACAAAAUCUAAAUUUACGGUAUGUACCCUUAAAUGUAAAUGUAAUAACACACCGUUAUUUGUUUCAAAUAAAUCUUUAAUUAUAUUUAAACAAAAAAAUCUAAA
Messenger RNA from Zeugodacus cucurbitae (melon fly), 10746 nucleotides. RefSeq names its product neurogenic protein mastermind (gene Crtc). Gene Ontology annotation, cellular component: nucleus; cytoplasm. Gene Ontology annotation, molecular function: cAMP response element binding protein binding. The record is from RefSeq and is a predicted model, not a curated record. The transcript has 3 exons. Gene Ontology annotation, biological process: protein homotetramerization; positive regulation of transcription by RNA polymerase II. The coding region runs from base 1713 to 4433 and encodes 906 amino acids. Lineage: Eukaryota; Metazoa; Arthropoda; Insecta; Diptera; Tephritidae.